This is a messenger RNA of Penicilliopsis zonata CBS 506.65, 1545 nucleotides long. RefSeq lists its product as hypothetical. The transcript has 3 exons. Gene Ontology annotation, molecular function: iron ion binding; oxidoreductase activity, acting on paired donors, with incorporation or reduction of molecular oxygen; monooxygenase activity. Lineage: Eukaryota; Fungi; Ascomycota; Eurotiomycetes; Eurotiales; Aspergillaceae. The coding region runs from base 1 to 1545 and encodes 514 amino acids. The record is from RefSeq and is a predicted model, not a curated record.
AUGGCUGCCUGGAUCAUCAUUGUCGGCUGUGUCUUCCAUGCCGUUUUGUGGAAGUCUACCAGAUGGCCUACCCUAUUGUCUAUUCCUCUCACACUGUUUGUUCUUCUGGUGUGGAAGGUUCUUCUCUGGCCAUUCGUCUUUAGUCCCCUGCGUCGAUUGCCAGAGCCAAAGGGCGGCCAUCUCCUCACCGGCCACACACAUCUCGUCCCCAAUGAACGAUCGGGAAUGCCUCACGACGAAUGGAUCAACGAGAUACCAGACGUCCCACUCGUGCGCUACCGGAUGCGCUGGAACAAGGAGGUCGUGUUUGUGACGAGUGCGCCAACUCUGGCGGAGGUCCUCGUGCAGAAGAACUACGAGUUCAGCAAGCCGGCGAGUCUGCGACGGGGGUUAGGACGGAUUCUCGGCGUGGGAUUGAUUGUCGCCGAAGGACAGGAGCACAAGACACAACGCAAACUGCUGAUGCCGGCGUUCUCCCACCGACACGUCAAGAACCUGUACCCUGUCUUCUGGGAGCAGGCAUGUCGGCUCGUCGAGGUGCUGGAGGAGGAAACUGGAAAGACAGGACAGGCUACAUUGGACAUCACAGACUGGCUGGCGCGCGCGACGCUGGAUAUCCUCGGCGUAGCAGGGCUGGGCGAGGCCUUUGACACGCUGCACCAUCCAGACCACGAGAUCUGCACCGCGUACCGGGGAGUGUUUGAGCAGCGACGCCCUGCAGGAAGAAUAGCGCUGCUCUUGAUGAUGGCUCGUCAUGUAUUGAGCCCCGUGCUGCCUCAGCGAGACCCUAUCAGCGUCGCAACGGAGACCUUGACGGGGGUUGCGCGGCGAUUGAUCGCCAACAAGACAAGGCAGACCGGUGCCUCUGCCUCUGGAGGGAAAGAUAUCAUCUCUGUUGCCCUCUCGUCCGGCCAGUUCACAGACCGCAUGCUCGAGAACCAUCUGCUCACUUUCCUGGCUGCAGGACACGAAACCACCGCCACGACGCUGACGUGGGCCGUGUACGCGUUAUGCCUAUACCCAAAGGUACAAGAGCGAUUACGGGAAGAACUGCGUCAGAGUCUUCCCAUGCAGGACUCUGCCGUCACUGCCGAGUCCCUGGACACCCUUCCCUAUCUGCAGGCCGUGUGUAAUGAAGUGUUGCGCGUGUACCCCCCCGCAGGACUCACACGACGCAUCGCCGUGCGCGAUACUCUCGUCCAGGGCCAAUUCAUCCCCGCCGGUACCGAGUUAGCGAUCGUGCUGCGCGCGACUAACCUCUCGACUCGGCUCUGGGGUGCCGAUGCGCGAGAGUUCCGCCCAGAGCGUUGGCUAAAGACACCCUCUGGCGGCGGCAGUACAUCCAACUAUGCGUUUAUGACGUUUCUGCACGGUCCGCGGUCGUGUAUUGGACAGGGGUUUGCGCGCGGGGAGUUUGCGUGUCUCCUGGCAGCGCUGGUGCGGGCGUUUACCAUUGAGUUGGCCGAGGAUGGACCCAUCGUCAUCGAGACGGGGCUUACUUCUAGACCGAGGGGAGGGUUGAAAGUACGUUUAACGCAUGUAUGA